AUGAAUGUCACACGCCUGUAUUUAUACUAAUGUUCCACACAUGUUUGACAAAAGUAAAAGACAGUUUUCUAAUGAUCCAAAGCUGUACACUGUCUGCUGAGACAGCAGCUAACCAGUUAAAUAUCCAGUGUUCGCAAUAUGGAUCAGGACCUGAAAUGUGGUAGACCUGUGAACACGUUUUGCCACAAUUUUAAUUUCCAAAACCUACAAGCUCUUCAGCCGUGUCAGUGACUGGAGUUAAUUUCCAGUGGCUUUGAUUCAUUUGAAACUCUUCUUCUUGAAUUUGUGAUUUUCUUUAAAAAACGGUUGCUUAUCCCUUUAAUGUCCUUUUGGAAAUGCGGAGUCUGAGUGUGAAGGCUUUGAACAGGGUAAAUUGUGCCCAGCUGCGGUUUAGUUUUGUAGUCUGAUAGAGAGUUGAAAGGACAGACUAAAAUGAGCCAGUGCGUUAGUAAAUCAAAACAGCGUUCUGAAUUCCAGAAGGGGGGAAAUUCGUCGAGAAAGAGAGGUGAAGAAUAAAAAGACCUUGUACACUAACAGGCCAAGAUCAUUAGGAGUUUUCUGAGUUGGAAGAACAGCCUGUCUCAGUGGCAGGCGAUGGGUGCUUUUUACAGGAGCAAGAGACGGACUGUCAUCAACUUCCCCUGUCAGAUCAAUCCCCAGCUCUCGAUUUUGUUGGAAUCUGGUGGAAGUGCAGCUCAUUCCGACACCUCAUCACCCUCAUCACAACCUCAGCUGAAGCCCACCCUGUUGGCAGAAUCUGGGGAGGGGGUGGGGGGCUGAGUCUGGACUUCAGACGUUUCUGGAUGUCAUGGAAUGCUCUAAAUAUCACACCCUGCUCUUACUCAUCUAAGAGACCAUCUUGACUGAAUAAAAAAUGUAUUUCCAGAUCUGUAGUUUUACAUUUUGAAAAGUUUAAGGGAAAAAUAUUUUGUAUAACAUCUGAAAUUAGGUUUAGAGAAACUGCUUUUUUGUACAUGCUGUAUAUAUUUUCAGUGGUGUAGACAUCUACUUACCGUAUUUACAAAGUCAUAACAUCUGCUUAAGGACGAGGUUUGUGCUGUAUAUAUUUUGUAAUUAGUGAUUCUGUUUUUUCUUUUCUUUACAUGUAUACAUUUAUCAAAUUUCCAUGUUCCAAAUUAAUCUAGUUUAAAUAUAAUGUAUUUUCAGUGUUUCUCUUCUUCCGAAUGCUUAAUGUCAGUCUCUGCGACACAGAGGUUGUGAAUAUAUCUCCUCGUUUAAAUCCGUAAAAAAAAUAUUGUGUUACUAAGAAUUGUAAUAGUUGUCCAUGUUACUACACUGAAAAGAUUUUAGAAUUGAAUGAUGGUGUAUGUGCUGCUGUGUAACACAUGUAACCUGGAUGAACGUACACAUUUAUCCCAUUGAUAUAACCAAACUACCAAAACGUUUUUGAGCUAUCUUGCUGCUGAAGGUACAGGUUAAUUUAAAAUUAACGAAACCUUAAGACUGCAUUUCCCAGGAGGCCACAAACGAGGAAGCACAGUAGAACUGCAUUUCCCGGCAGGCCACUACACAGCGCCGCGGCGCGUAGCGAACGUGCUGCGUGUUGCCGUUGGAAACGGCGGUCGCCGCCGCGGGAGGAUUGAUCCGAGUCGCCAGUUGGAGCGGAGAGAAAAAGCGGAAGAUUCUGACAGCGACACCCGGGAAAGAGGGACGCGGAGCCGGGAAGAGCGGGUGGAGUCUGCGGGCCUGAGGUGUAGAAGUGUUAAGACCGUAAAAGGAGUCGGGCUGGUGGCUGCAUAACGAAAACGCAGGAAGCCUGUGAGAAGACGGCGGUUUUAAGAUAUUUUAAUUAACUUUAAAUAUACUGCUCACAAUGUCCACCAAAGUGUGGCAGCAUCCCUACGUCAACAUCUUCAAGCACGUCCGGGUGGAGGACUGGAAGAAGUGCUCCAGAGAGGGGGAUGUGACGACAUACAUGGACAAAACCCUUAAGUGCUCUGUGUAUCGGAUCCGCGGGUCCAUCCCAGCAAGCAACUACAUCCUUCUCCCUAAAACAAGCACCCAGUCGCUGGGACUGACCGGCCGCUACCUCUACCUGCUCUUCAGACCCAGCCCUGGCAAACACUUUGUGGUGCACCUGGAUGUAGCCACUGAGGAUGGCCAGGUGAUCCGCAUCUCCUUUUCCAACCUCUUCAAGGAGUUCAAAUCCACUGCCACCUGGCUGCAGUUCCCCUUCAUCUGCGGAGCUGCCAAGGGCUCUGUGUACGAGAGCACUGCUCAGACCGCCCGACAAGGCCUGGUGGGUCCUGCCCCCCCCAGUGUGCGAUGGACGUGUCUGAUGAUGGACCUGCACUAUGUUCUGUCGAUCUACCUGAACCGCCGCCACAGCCACCUUAAGAGCAUCAAGCUGUGUGCCAAUAUGUCAGUGAAGAACAUGUUCACCAGUGAUCUGCUGUGUGACCCAGGCUUGACCUUCUCUGAAGCCAGACAAGCUGGGGUUGAGGCCCUGCAGGGUGCUAGUCCCAUGCCACGCGAGAUGAGUUUUCCUGUGCCAAAAGGGGGCAGCUGGCAUGAUCUGUAUGACUACAUCAGGUUUCCUUCAGAUGGAACCAAGAUGCCGUUUGAUUCUAUUCAGAAAGGACAUGUUCUUCGAGCUGCAGGUGCUCCGGUACUUCCGAGCCCUGUUAGAGAACUGGCUCGCAGUGUGAACGUCAGCAAACCAGUGCAGGACCGAGUCUCUUUGAUUCAGCAGAUCACCACCCCUAAGCCCCGUCCCCGCCAUCGCACGCCCCCAGUGACUGCCAGCGUCCCUGAGCUGGGGAGGGUGUCCUCGGUGCCAGUGGGCGAGGAGCUCAGGGAGAGCUGGGCUGGGGGAGGGAGGACCACAGAGCAGGGAGCGGAGGGAGACAGUGGGACUCCCCUCGCUUCUGAUGAUGGGGCAGUCCAUGUCUUCGCACACAGGGACAGUGACAUCACUGUCCCCGGACAUGACAGCGACACAGAAGAGACGGUGUGCACUAAAGUGACCAGACCAGUGUCCCUGCAAUCAAAGAAAGUAUUGGAGCGUACAAACCUGCAUCCUGAUCCCAUUCUGAAAUUAAACCGGAUCAUCGGCUUUGGAGGGUGUACGACAAAAUGUGCUCUGUGGACAAAGACAGGAGAGGCUGUGGUGUACCCCUGCCAUGCUGUAAUUGUCUCCAUGAAAAUCGUCUCUGGACAGCAGAGGUUUUUUAUCGGUCACACAGAUAAGGUGUCUGCUCUGGCGUUCAACGGCAACAGCACUCUCCUGGCCUCGGCGCAGACAGGCAGCCUGAGCGCGGUGCGGGUGUGGGGUUACCAGAAGGGAAGCUGUCUGGCCAUGUUCAAGACCCACGCACACUCUGUCUCCUCACUCAGCUUUUCUCACAGUGGCGGAGUCCUGUGCGGAGUGGGCAAAGACUCUCAUGGUAAAACCAUGGUGGUGGUGUGGAACACGCAGAAGGUACAGAGAGGCGGGGAGGUGGUGGUGAUGGCAAAGGCUCACACUGACGUAGACAUUCAGGCCAUGAAGAUCGCCUUCUUCGAUGACACCAGGAUGGUGUCAUGUGGGAGGGAUAAUAUCCGUCUGUGGCGAGUCCGCAGCGGGGCUCUGCGCUCCUGCCCUGUCAAUCUGGGAGAAUACCACUGUAUGGAGUUCACAGACAUCGUCUUCGAGGAGGGUCACCUCGCCGACAGGGAGCCCGAGGACAGGACUCUGUUCGCCAGCAGCAAGAGUGGCCACAUCCUGGAGAUUGACUAUAAGACUGUGACCAUCAAAAACGUGCGACGUCUGCUCCCGUCUCAACAGAAGCACUCUCUUCACAGAGAGAAACAGACCUUCAGCUCUGGACCAGGGAUUGCUGUAAACAGCAUCAGCAUCUCCUCUGCUUUCUGCGCGACGGGCUCUGAGGAUGGGUACUUGCGCCUUUGGCCUCUCGAUUUCUCUACAGUCUUUCUGGAACUAUAUGACUUUAUUUCUGAAGACACUCCCUGCGCAGUGUCUUUCCACCCCACUCAGCAGGAGUUUGCCUGUGGGUUCAGAUCUGGGCUGCUUCGAGUCUUUAACAUCGGCACGUCCAGUCUCCUAGCAGAACACAAGCAGCACCGCGGGGAAGUGAUCGGACUGGCCUUCUCUCCCGAUGGGGAGUACAUGUACAGCGCGGGCUCCCUGGGCUCCCUGGCGCUGUACAACUCAGCAGAAAAGGACCACCACGUUCUCAGAGUCUUGGGCAACGUUGUAUCCCGGGGGAGCACGCGCUGCCCAGAUGCCCUGGCGGUCAGCAGCGACAGCAGGAGUCUGGCGUUUGUGGGCCCGUCGGAACACACCGUGACAGUGAUGGACGCCCGCUCCCUGGACGAGCUGAUGCGCAUCGACGUGAGCGUUCUGGAUCUGGACAGCACCAGCCUGGACUCGGCCGUGAAGGUCUGCUUCCCCCCAGCCCCCACGGGACACCUGCUGGUCACCACAUCGGCCAACAAGAUCCUCUGGCUGAACGCUAAAACUGGACGCCUGCUCAGAGAGGUUUCAAACGUCCACAAGCAUGUGUGUUCAUCGCUGUCUGUGAGUGAGGAUGGGCGGUUCUUGCUGACCGCUGGGCACAAGGCAGUCAAGGUGUGGGACUACAGAAUGAAGCAUGACACCAGCUAUCAGGUCUUCAUUGGGCACUCCCAGCCCAUCCAGCAGGUGGGCUUCACCCCAGACCAGUUGGGAGUGGUCAGUGUGGGAGAUGCCAUCUACUACUGGGAUUUCCUGGCCUACCCGGAGGAAAUGGAGGAGGACAAGAGACAGUCUCCCACUACUGCCUCUCACUCACCUUUCAAACCAGGUCUGUUUGCCUACUCUUGCGGCUGUGUCGUGGUGGUGGAGGACCUCCACUCGGGCUCUCAGAGACACCUGCUGGGCCACUCCGAGGAAAUCUCCACCCUUGCUGUCACCCACGACGCCCAGGUGAUAGCUUCAGCUUCGGGGGGCAGCGAUGGAUCUCGAAGUCUCAUCUGUAUUUGGAAUGUCCCCGACGGGUCCAGGAGAAAUACCAUCUCAUACCACCGGGGACAUGUCCAGGCCAUGGCCUACUCCAGGGAUGACUUCUUUUUUCUCUCUGCCGGUCAGUUUCGCUCCCUGUCACAGGCCCAGCGCGACAGACGAAAGACCCCCACAAUCAGUGUGGAAAUGUUCCCCCUCCCUCCCACAGGUCAAGUGAUAAUCUCAGGUGGGAAGGAUGGCCUGAUGGCCGUGAGCAGCCCACGGACGGGAAUGACCAUCCGCAUCAUCAGUGACCACAAGGGGGCGCUCAUCAGCACCAUUCAGUGUGUCAAGAAGCAGUACACAGAAUUCGGUCUUGAAGGAAACGAGCUGUGGUUGGCUGCCAGUGCAGAUAGGCGUGUCAGCAUCUGGGCUUCCGACUGGUUGAAGGACAAGUGUGAGCUCUUGGACUGGCUCACCUUCCCAGCUCCUGCCCGUACGGAGGAGUUGGACAGCCUACCUCCCAGUCUGGCCGCUUUCUGCCCUUCGGCCCCGGGGGUGGUGCUGUAUGCUGGGUAUGGCGUGGAGAAGGAGAUCGUGUUCUACAGCCUGCUUCAGAAACAGAUUAUCAAGAGAAUUGCACUCUCUCACUGGGCAACAUGUUUAAGCCUUUCUCCCAAAGGCCAUCUCAUUGCAGUUGGGUCAGAUGAACGGCUACUGAAGCUCAUCAAAUCGACGAGUGGGAAGUUUCAGGAUUUCGUGGCCCACAGCGACGCCGUGCACAUGUGUCGGUUCGCCCCGUCUGGGAAUCGGCUCUUCACCUCGGCCUACAAUGAAAUCCUGCUGUGGGAUGUGUUGGGCUUGUAGACAGUCAGAUCUGCAGCCAGCCACACUCUUCGCCUGCAUUGUCUUUUUAAAUGCACACCACUGUCAGUUUCUGCUGUCCCCUGGUUUCCUGUACACCUGCAUCGGCUUCAUUAGGGACGCAACUGAAGUCAUGCGUUUUGACUGAAAGAUUAUUUCAGUAGACUGUGUCGUCCUUGACUCAUCGGAGUUGAACACUCUGGAUUGUCAGAAAGUCAAUAUAGAGUCAGCAAAGCUGCAUUCAGUAAAUGUAGUGACUGGGAUUUCCCAGUGUUCGUAUGUACAUGCGACUGUUAAACGUUUCUAGGAGUUGUCAUGUCCUUUUCCCUGGACCCUCCUGUCUGUGAUUUUUGGUUUAACUGUACUUUUUUUUGUCCUCAUUAUAAUGUGGUUAAAUAUUCCAGAGUCUGAAUCUGAACUCCUCAUCACACUCCAUCAGUUAUUGUGAUCUUUCUGCUGUCUGGAAGUACAGCUCUGUUAGGUUAUUUUAGUAAAAGCACUAGUUUAGCUUCCAGCUAGGCAAGAGCAAACAUUUGAAAUGAUGUGCUUAGUUCUAGUGUCUUUGUUUCUGUGUUACAGUUUCAGAACAAAUCUGGGUAUUUGAAGUUUGUACAAAGCUUAAGCUGUUUUUAUAAAGCGUUCAGCUAUUGCCCUAUUUUUGUAAAAAGCUUUUUUUAAUAAAUGUUGCAAAAAGAUAAAAG
Messenger RNA from Lepisosteus oculatus (spotted gar), 6507 nucleotides. NCBI's taxonomy places the organism in Eukaryota, Metazoa, Chordata, Actinopteri, Semionotiformes, Lepisosteidae. The record is from RefSeq and is a predicted model, not a curated record.